Molecule: messenger RNA, 2731 nt
Organism: Guyanagaster necrorhizus
Lineage: Eukaryota; Fungi; Basidiomycota; Agaricomycetes; Agaricales; Physalacriaceae
Product: WD40 repeat-like protein
Exons: 7
Coding region: 17-2578 (853 amino acids)
Biological process (GO): maturation of SSU-rRNA from tricistronic rRNA transcript (SSU-rRNA, 5.8S rRNA, LSU-rRNA)
Cellular component (GO): 90S preribosome; t-UTP complex; small-subunit processome
Molecular function (GO): protein binding; RNA binding
Source: RefSeq, a predicted model, not a curated record
GUCUCUUGGUGCAGCCAUGGCCGACUCUCACAUUCAGACAGCCAUCAGCGUCCACCGUUGCAGGUUCGUCGACUAUACCCCUUCUCCAAUCACCGCCUUGGCCUUUCCUCCUCUGCCCCUACCCUCGCCCAAAGCAAAGGCUUCAACGGCAGCAGCCCAGUUUCCACGUUUCGCAACCCUCGCUGUUGGUCAUGCCAAUGGGAGCAUCGAUCUUUGUCACUGGGCAGGCGAGAAGGAUGGUUUUCAUUCACCCCAAGCGUGGGCAGUGACCAAGACACUACCAGGUCUAUAUCCAUCCAAAGUCGAUUCUCUUGCCUUCUCCAUACGAUGUCCGCAUCAGCUUCGUUUUGACGAGGUUCCGAAUCUUGAUGUACUACGCCUGUUCAGCUCCGGCGGCGGCAGUGAACUGUUGGAAUGGGACACGGACCGAUGUUGCGUGCGAAGAACUAUAAGUUCCCAGGGUGGCUCUAUUUGGUCCGUCUCAGUCAACCCUGCGUCGACUCAGCUGGCAAUGGGAUGCGAGGACGGAAGUAUACGCAUCCUGUCUUUGCUAGACGAUGAUUUAGUUCACCUUCGAAAGUUCGAUCGCGUCAAAUCCCGACUUUUGAGCAUUGCAUGGGGUCCACCCACUCUCAAGCGAGCCUCGACUGACCCCAGACAAACUGACGACGAAGAAUACGAGUGGGCAGACUCAUGGUUGGUGACAGGAGGGUCGGAUAGCAGUCUGCGUAAAUGGGAUGCUGUAACGGGCCGCUCAUCCGAACGAAUGGGUACUGACAAAGUACGAGGCGAAAGGACCCUGGUAUGGGCAGUGUGUGCACUUGGCGAUGGUACCAUUGUCUCUGGGGACUCCCUCGGAAUGGUCAAGUUCUGGGAUUCAAGGACUUGCACUCAGCUGCAAACCUUCCAAGGGCACGAUGCUGAUGCUCUGUGUCUCGCAGUCAGUCCUGAAGGGUCAGUUGUAUACUCCUCAGGCGUAGAUCAAAAGACGACGCAAUAUUCGCUGGUAAAAACUCAUGUGACCGACGGCUCAUCUGCAGGACGGACAACAACUCGAUGGAUCCAAUCAAGUUUUCGUCGAUUGCAUUCACAUGACGUCCGUGCACUGGCGAUGUGGCCACCCUACACACCUCUACCAAUCACACAUAAACGAUCUUUCCCCAUCGACAUCGCUCCUGUACUGGCCUCCGGUGGGCUUGACAUGUCCGUCGUCGUCACACCCGCCGCACUUCCUUCUAGCACAAUCAAUAAAAUCAUAAAUCCACUUGCAACUAGUACCGAGGCUACGUUUAGUGAGUCCUACCAUCGACGACUGGCAUACGCGGCUGGACCGUCGAACGCCUCUGCAAUAUCCAUUUCCCGAGGUGCCCGUCUCGUUUCUUGCCUGCGAGAAGCUGGCGUGAGCAUAUGGAGAAUCAACCAACGUUCCGAGGGGAAUCUUGAUGAUGGAGAAACGGCGUCUGGAGAUGACGCUUGGGAGAAAGUUUUGGAGAUGGAUCUUAAUGUCCACACCAACCUUGUUGCGAGUGCUAUAUCAGAUGAUGGCCUAUGGUUCGUUGUUUCCGAUCUGUAUGAGACCAAAUUGUUUUCUUUGGCGACCGAUCCCAAGGGUGAUCUCACACCUAAACGAGUGCGCAACUUUGGAUCAAUAUUGCAAGCCCAGCUUCCUUUUACACCUGAUUCGACAGGAGGACUGGCCUUCGCGUUUACACCUGAUUCUUCCAAGCUUGUGAUGGCAACGUCCAUGUCAUCUUGCGUCUUACUCAUAGAUAUAGGAAAUGAUUCGGGUGAACCCAGGGUUUUGCGAAGGUUUGAUCAUCACCGCCAGAGAAACGGUAUGGGUGGAGACCGGGUCACCAAGAAACUCAGGCCUGACGGGGAUGUUGAUAUGGAGGCUACGCCCGACAAUAAUUCAUCAUCUUGUGUGGCUGUUAACAUUCUGCGAAUUUCUGUCAGUGCUGAUGGACAGUGGGCUGCGACUUCUGACGAUAACGCCCGGACUCAUGUCUUCAACCUGGACUCUAUCCAACACCAUUGCGUUCUACCUUCUUUCGCUCAUCCCGCUCAAACCUUGGCGUUUGACCCGUCAAAGUCAAGUUUGCUAACCCUCGCCUUCCCUGACAACUCCAUCCAGAUAUACGAUGUGGAAUCACGACAGUUCCCCUCGUGGUCCAAGGCCCUCGUUGCGAGUCUCCCUCAGCGAUUCACCCAGGCGCAUGAUCCUAUUGUUGGUGUGGCAUUCGAUCCUGGUGCGCGACAGAGUACGUCAGACUCUUCACCGACGAAAUACGCCUUGUUCUGGGGUUCGACCUGGAUGUGCAAGAUCAAUAUGGACGGCUCCAACUUUAGUAAUGGUGGAUUCAAUAAAAAGCGUCGGCGCGCGCACAACAUGAAGCGGCCUGCGAUUGCGGCCCAGGAUCAGCAUGCUACUGACUUUAAAAUGAUCACUCACUUUAGACCGAUCUUGCAUGCUGAUUUCAUCUCUCCUGGAGAGUUGGUUGUGGUUGAGAGGCCGUUAGUUGAUGUUCUUGCUACGUUGCCGCCAGCUUACUUUAGACACAAGUAUGGGGCUUCAUGAAAUGUUGUAUGCUACUACAUGCUCUAGGAUGUAUGACUAGUAUGGACUACAGAUGAUUCCGGUUGAAAUGAUGAGAGGAACUCGUGAUUAAAUGCGAUAGAUAUGUAUAUAUAUUAGUGUCCAUGUUGAGAAGAAAUUCAGUUCGAGGGAUCC